This is a messenger RNA of Symbiodinium sp. CCMP2456, 1356 nucleotides long. Lineage: Eukaryota; Dinophyceae; Suessiales; Symbiodiniaceae. The record is from the annotation of a GenBank genome assembly.
AUGGCCAACAGCUCUGCGUUCGAAGGCUUGCAUCAAUUGCAGGGUGGCAACGGUGGCGGCUUUGAAAGCUGGGUACAGGAGCCGUUGGCAGAUGGAAGUCCGGUAGACCUCGUCUUUGCCACGCUCUCAGAGACGAGGUUGCAACUGGGCCCUUGGGUUCGCGAAUACCGGACCCAGCCCUCCCACGCAUUGGAUGUAGCGACAUACCAGAAUUCUUUAAAAGAGGCCGACAAGAAGAACGAGCUGCCUUGGACGAGUGUCCUGGACGGCAUGGCCGAGAAGUACAACGGGAAUCUGAAGACCUUGCUCUUGUUUUCCAGAUCUCGCUUCAGAAGAGAUCCUGAGUCAUUACCUCUCUUUGGAAGGCUGCCGGACAAGCGAGUUGCUGGCCUGGCUUUGCCGAAUCCCAAGAAGGCCUUCAUCGGCCGAAGCCUGCUAUCUCGGCACGAAGAGCUGCAUUUCUGCUUUGCUGGUGCACAUUUUCCGAUCAGUGACAUAGCGGCCGCUCUGGAAGACCCGAAGAAAGAUAAUCUGGAAGAGGCAAAGAUCCUCCUGGCAAGGACAUUGAGAAAGGUCCUGUGCAAGGCGCAGCGAAUGGGACUGCUCGAUGAUGGCACGAUCCUCAUUCUGCAAGGCGAUUUGAACAGCAGAACAGUACUUCGCCCUUCUGGCAACCAGUUGGACGUGCUGAGUGAAGUGAUGGCAGACAAAGAAUUGCAGGCGGCAAUUCGAGUCGGGCUGCCUUUACUGGACGGGGAGUGGUUUGAACCUUCCAAUGCAGAUCCAUCGGAGCUUCCAGUGACAUACAAGUUUUUACACGAUGUGGGUGACACCUUCCUGAAGGGGGAAAGCUCCCUCACCUUGAAGUCCCUCCUCCAGGCCGCGAGCGACGUGGAGCUUAGCCCGAAGAGCCCCAGCUCCGAGCGCUACCACGCGACACUGUGCAGCUUGUCGCAACAACAGCUGAAAGAAUGGGGUUUGGACUUCAAGGAAGGUAGCUUCCGCCCUUUCCGCUUUCCCGCGUCGGCUGAUCGGCUUCUGGUAUGGGCUCCUACGAAGCUGGCAAGGCGAUUACGCUGGAACUUCCCUAAGGGCGGUUACGAGGUGAUCCACACUCAAGGCGGAAGUGACCACCGCCCCGUCGUCCUUGAGGCUGCUUUGACAGUGGUGGCUGCAGUGCCUGACACGUCGGAGCCGUACCGCCCAGACCCGUCGCCAGAGCUGAUCGAGGCAGUCACUCAAGACGACACCGACAACAGUGAUUCAGGUGAGUCUCCGGGGCUGUUUGGCUCGCUUGUGGCCAGAGCUGGAGUCGGCAGCAGCUGGUUUCGAGCUUCGGGUGGAUACGUGCGCUGA